AUGGAUGAGAAAGGAGGAAGCGAGCGAUGGAACGGGGCGAUCACGAAUCUGACGGAGAUGGCAUCCAAUCUGGAGUCUCUCCAGAAGCUUCUUCUGAAGAAGGCCGUUUUCGUCGACGAAGAAAGCUUCGCCAAAGCCUCCCUCACCGCGGACCAAGCCCGCACCAUCAAGGUUCUGGAGCAGAGAGUGGAGACUUUGGAACGAGAGCUUGAUGCCGCCAUCACCGCAGCUGCCCGCGCUCGCUCUGAGAAGCGACAGGCCGAAGCGGCACAGAGAGCUUCUGAAUUGCACGCGCAAGAGGUCACCAAAGAGCUUGAGAACACCACAAAGGUGUUUGAGCUGCACAUGGAAGAGUUACGUGCAAAGCAAGAAGAAAUUGCAAAGCGUGAUGAUGAUAUUAAACUCCUGGAAGCUAUUAUUCAAACGCUUGGAGGAAAGGAAUCUAUUUCCACGUCUAUGUAAAAGCCAGGGUGCUUCGUACUCCUUUUCCUUUCUUUCCUUAUUCAUUAUUUUUGUUAGAAUUGGCAUGUAAAUUGAAUCAAACUAUUAUGUAAACUGUGAAGAUUGUUUUCCCAACAUCUUUAUAUUUUAUCAUUUCCAUAUGAA
This is a messenger RNA of Arachis duranensis, 606 nucleotides long. RefSeq lists its product as uncharacterized. The record is from RefSeq and is a predicted model, not a curated record. The transcript has 3 exons. Bases 1 to 462 code for a protein of 153 amino acids. NCBI's taxonomy places the organism in Eukaryota, Viridiplantae, Streptophyta, Magnoliopsida, Fabales, Fabaceae.